GCCCACAUGUUUAACCGUUUGGAGCCACUCCCAGGGCCGAGGUCCAGGAGGAGGGCAGGACUACAACUCCCAGCACGUCGUGAAGCCACGCCCCCGCCUCCGCAGCUCCGCCCCCGCGGGUUCUCCAUUGGCCUCCAGGGGGUGGGGAUUAGAUGGGAGGUGGCCAUGGGGCCGCGGCAGGGGUUUGUCCCCUCCUCGGCUUCCGUAGAGGAAGUCGCGCCGACCUGUAUCUGGGGUUUCGGUGUCCCCGCCUUCCCGGGGGUCCGGGGUGACAUUGCACCGCGCCCCUCACGGGGUCGCGUCGCCACCCCACGCGGACUCCCUGGCUGGCGUGCUUCAUCCCUUCGCCUCUCUUGGCCGGGCCCCCACCUCGCCCCCAGCUGCCCAGCCAUGGGGGCCGCAGUGUUUUUCGGAUGCACUUUCGUCGCUUUCGGCCCGGCCUUUGCGCUUUUCUUGAUCACUGUGGCAGGAGACCCGCUUCGCGUCAUCAUCUUGGUCGCGGGGGCAUUUUUCUGGCUGGUCUCCCUGCUCUUGGCCUCUGUGGUCUGGUUCAUCUUGGUCCAUGUGACCGACCGGUCGGAUGCCCGACUCCAGUAUGGCCUCCUGAUUUUUGGUGCUGCAGUCUCUGUCCUUCUACAGGAGGUGUUCCGCUUUGCCUACUACAAGCUGCUUAAGAAGGCAGAUGAGGGGUUAGCAUCGCUGAGUGAGGACGGAAGAUCACCCAUCUCCAUCCGCCAGAUGGCCUAUGUUUCUGGUCUUUCCUUCGGUAUCAUCAGUGGUGUCUUCUCUGUUAUCAAUAUUUUGGCCGAUGCACUUGGGCCAGGUGUGGUUGGGAUCCAUGGAGACUCACCCUAUUACUUCUUGACUUCAGCCUUUCUGACAGCAGCCAUUAUCCUGCUCCAUACCUUUUGGGGAGUUGUGUUCUUUGAUGCCUGUGAGAGGAGACGGUACUGGGCUUUGGGCCUGGUGGUUGGGAGUCACCUACUGACAUCGGGACUGACAUUCCUGAACCCCUGGUACGAGGCCAGCCUGCUGCCCAUCUAUGCAGUCACUGUUUCCAUGGGCCUCUGGGCCUUCAUCACAGCUGGAGGGUCCUUCCGAAGUAUCCAGCGCAGUCUCUCGUGCCGACGGCAGGAGGACAGUCGGGUGAUGGUGUAUUCUGCCCUGCGCAUCCCACCCGAGGACUGAGGGAACCUUGGGGGGGACCCCUGGGCCUGGGGUGCCCUCCUGAUCUCCUCGCCCUGUAUUUCUCCAUCUCCUGUUCUGGACAGUGCAGGUUGCCAAGAAAAGGGACCUAGUUUAGCCAUUGCUGUGGAGAUGAAGUCAAUUGGAGGUUCAAGGGUAGACGAGCUCUGAGUUUCCCAGUACCCCCUCCCCAGACUGGAUAUCUUAAGUCUUUUUCUCAGGUCUGAGGGGAACCAUUUCUGGUGUGAUAAAGACCCCCAAAUUGCCUUUUUCUUUUGAAGCAGGAGGAGGGAGGAAGUAUGUGUUAAUUCUCCUAACCUCCUUGGACUAUAUUUUCCCUCCUCAAAUUGCUCCUUAUGGCUGGGCUUAUAUCUAUCCAGCUUUCCCCUUGGUCCCAGGCUUUGGGGGAAAGGAAGAAGUGCAUGUUUGGGAACUGGUAUUACUGGAACUAAUGUUUCAACCUCCUUGACCACCAGCAUCCCUCCUCUCCCCAAGGUGAACUGGAGGGUGCUGCGGGGAGCUGGCCCACUCCAGAGCUGCAGUGCCACUGGGGGAGUCAGCCUACCGUGACAUCGCAGGGAAGGAGGGCAGAUUUUUUUCUAGUUUUUAAUUGGGGGAUGUGGGGGGGGCGGGGAGGUUUUCUAUAAACUGUAUCAUUUUCUGCUGAGGAUGGCGUAUCCCAUCCUUUUAAUCAAGGUGAUUGUGAUUUUGACCAAUAAAAAGGACUUUAUAAUUGUG
Aethalodelphis obliquidens (Pacific white-sided dolphin) is the source of this 1923-nucleotide messenger RNA. RefSeq names its product aph-1A gamma-secretase subunit (gene APH1A). The transcript has 7 exons. Gene Ontology annotation, cellular component: membrane. Gene Ontology annotation, biological process: positive regulation of catalytic activity; protein processing. Bases 7 to 1188 code for a protein of 393 amino acids. Lineage: Eukaryota; Metazoa; Chordata; Mammalia; Artiodactyla; Delphinidae. The record is from RefSeq and is a predicted model, not a curated record.